AAACUUCGAUUUGUUAAAACUAUGAGCCUCGCAAAACAAGCUAUCACUUUACAAGAUGACGAUGAAAAUGAUUAUGAGUUAGAAAGUUUCUUAAGAAACUAUAUUGAGAAGAAAAAACUUGAAUGUGAAAGACAAACACAACAAAGGGAACUUCAAAUUCUUAAGAAGUAUCAAAAUUUUGAUGUUCCAUCUAUACAAAUUAAUAAUGAAAAACUAGUUUCUAUUGAAAAUGUUGCAGAUCCUGCAUAUUAUGUUGGUAAAGAAGCACCACGCAAAAAGCGUAUUAAAGGUGAACAAGAAAAUUAUCAG
Scutellospora calospora is the source of this 309-nucleotide messenger RNA. The record is from the annotation of a GenBank genome assembly. NCBI's taxonomy places the organism in Eukaryota, Fungi, Glomeromycota, Glomeromycetes, Diversisporales, Gigasporaceae.